Messenger RNA from Haemonchus placei, 285 nucleotides. NCBI's taxonomy places the organism in Eukaryota, Metazoa, Nematoda, Chromadorea, Rhabditida, Trichostrongylidae. The record is from the annotation of a GenBank genome assembly.
AUGUGCUACGUCCGAAGUAUCCGGAAUGGCAAUAUGCAAGGUGCUCAAGCGCAGAAACGUGACAUUCGUGAUAAUUACUCAGAAGCCGCUAACAAGAGCUUGGAUAAGACGAAGUCGAUUGAAGAAAAAAUGAAUGAGCCCGAAGAUCUCCCCAGAGUGAUUCCCGGAGAAGGCAAAGAAAUGGCCAAAAAAUUGAAGGAGCAAGUCGAACGUGGAGUUGGGCAAGGUGCUGAUGCUCCAAAGGCAGGAACCAAGUUGAAUGAACAAGAUCGGAGAGACAACUAG